This is a messenger RNA of Coccidioides immitis RS, 4310 nucleotides long. RefSeq names its product ABC transporter. Gene Ontology annotation, molecular function: ATP binding; ATP hydrolysis activity; ABC-type transporter activity. The transcript is spliced from 4 exons. The record is from RefSeq and is a predicted model, not a curated record. Lineage: Eukaryota; Fungi; Ascomycota; Eurotiomycetes; Onygenales; Onygenaceae. The coding region runs from base 650 to 3946 and encodes 1098 amino acids. Gene Ontology annotation, cellular component: membrane.
AUUCCGAAGCACAUCUGCGGAUACUUGGUGUUUGUAAUGUCUGGACCUCCAACGCCAUCCAAGAAGCGAAACAGACCAGGCCUCGCCGAUAAAGUGUCGGGAUUACUAGCAUCGUCGUCCUGCUCAAAAAGCCGCAGCAACCAGGCGCCAAGACAGACCUUCGCCGCCGGCCUGGGCAAACCUUCGGCUAUCGCGGGGAGAGAAGUUACUCCGCACCCGGCGCUAACCCCCUUCCGCGACCCGGCCAACCACCCGCCCGUCGAGCAACUACGUAAUUUUUGUCCUCUCCCGCAACUCCGCCUGUCGCCAGUGUCUCGACGCAGCAAGCCCUGAGGUUCAGUUGGCGGAUUUGUUGGCUUUCUGGUUGUGGAGGGAAUCAGCAUCUUUUUUCGCUACCCUUCUUUCGUGAAUCCUCCAUCCUUAACUCCAUAGACCCCAGUUAGGCCACCUUCCGGAAGCGAUACUCGCGAUAAGAGGAGGCCGAGUGACUGGUACAAAUGUCAAGCUUACAGCUUCGCUAGGAAUUUUAUCGUAUGGCUCUCAACUUAAGGAGUUUGCGAAAUCCUCCCUUUGUUUAGCAAUCUUACGCUUGGGUGGUUGAUGAUAACGGCUUCGCUCCUUCGCAACCACGUCCUCUUCUAUCUCCGCCAUGCGGCUUUUCCGCGCUAUCCAGUUCCUCUCACUCCUUUCUGCAUCUUCGUUGUCAUGGCGCGUUUCUGCAUGUGAGAAUUAUACGACCUACGAUAUAAUAUCUCCCCGGUUCGCGAUACAAGAUAACCGGCCACCAAACUGUCCCCCGUGCUUCAACUGCCAACUCGAUGCGUUCCAAUGCCAUCAAUUCGCCGAAUGUAACAAAUACAAUGGUAAAUGUUCUUGCCCUUCUGGAUUCGGUGGAGAUGAUUGCUCGGAACCCUUGUGUGGAUCCUUGCCCGAUGGCAAGGAUAGAACCCCUCGGCAGGAUAAGUACUGCAAAUGCAAAGAUGGCUGGUCAGGUAUAAAUUGCAAUGUUUGUGAAACGAAUGAUGCUUGCAAUUCCAUGAUGCCAGAGGGCGAAGGUGGCGUAUGCUACAAGGAGCCUCUAGUGGUCAAAGAGAAUUAUCAGAUAUGUGACGUGACCAAUCGCAAAAUCCUCGAUCAACUUAAAGAAAAGAAGCCACAGGUGACGUUUUCAUGCACUGCGAAAGACCAUACGUGCAACUUUCAAUUCUGGGUUGAUCAGAAAGAGUCGUUUUACUGCUCCUUGGACACGUGCGAAUGGGCUACAGAAGUUGAAUACGGCAAGAAUACCACAAAUUAUGAAUGCGAGCAUAUAAAAUGCAGAUGCAUUCCUGGACGGAUGCUCUGCGGAGAGGAUGGCUCCAUUGAUAUUGGAGAAUUCCUCGAGCAAGAUAUCAAAGGCCCAGCCUCGUUCUCGACGAUUUCAACCCAAGGAGGGAGUGAUCAAGAUGGCAGCACAUUCCAAGAACCUGCUAUGAACAACCUAAUCAAAAGCGUAUUUGGCGAUAAAAGCAUUUUCCUUCAAUGUCGUGCCGGAGAGUGUCUGUAUAAAACCGACGUACCCGGCUACAAAGUCCCCGUCAAAACCAUUAACACUCCACUAAUUGCCGGUGUUAUUGCUGGCUGCGGUUUAUUUAUCGUUGCUGUUAUUCUAUUUAUCUGGUAUCUUUCAAGGAGGAGCGCCUAUCGGAACUACGCAGCAAUACAACUUUCAGACGACUCUGACGACGAAAACGGAAAGCUCAUGGCUGAUCAUAAACCUGCCGCGUUACAGUUUGAUAACGUCUCGUACUAUCUCAAUGGCAGGCAAAUCCUGUCAGGCAUUAGGGGAAUCGCUCGACCGGGACAGGUCACGGCCAUUAUGGGUGCUUCCGGCGCCGGGAAAACAACCUUUUUGGAUAUUCUUGCAAGAAAAAAUAAACGCGGAACUGUUCAAGGAGAAUUUUAUGUGAAUGGAGAAAAAGUUGACGACAAUGAGUAUCGAAGUGUCGUCGGCUUUGUCGAUCAGGAAGAUACAAUGCUGCCGACGCUCACUGUUCACGAGACUAUUUUGACCAGUGCGCUGCUCAGACUCCCGAGAGAUAUGAGUAAUGUUGUGAAAGAGCAAAGGGUGUUUGAAGUGGAGAAGCAGCUUGGAAUAUAUCACAUUAAAGACCAAAUCAUCGGCUCCGAAGAAGGAAAGGGACGCGGCAUAUCAGGAGGGGAGAAAAAGCGUGUUAGCAUUGCAUGCGAGCUUGUUACUAGUCCAAGCAUAUUAUUUCUUGAUGAGCCGACCAGUGGCUUGGAUGCAUUCAAUGCUUUCAAUGUGAUAGAGUGCCUUGUAAACCUGGCAAGAACGUACAAUAGAACCGUUAUAUUCACUAUUCAUCAGCCAAGGUCCAACAUUGUCGCUUUAUUCGAUCAACUGAUCCUGCUGGCCAAGGGAAGAACUGUCUACUCGGGCUCUUUCAUGGGUUGUCAACCUUACUUUGACCACAUUGGAUAUACUUGUCCCUUGGGAUUCAACAUCGCGGAUUACUUGGUCGACCUAACCAUGCAUGCCAGUACUGCACGCUCUCCCGAGGAGCCUCUGCUCAACGCUGAUGCGCAAGCGGACCAUUUCAGAACGCCAUCAAGCAGCUUAAGGGCCGUGAAAUCUGUUGCUAGUGCUUCAAAUGCAAGCUUUGAAAAUAGCACGACCGAAAGUGCUCAAGAUUCUACAGCACCACGAAAGCAUAUCCGGCGACAGUCUCUUAGACAACGUCAAGAGAGACAGCUUUACACUCGAAAGAAGACUUCCGGCGUGGAUUCGCCCUCAACACCUCGGACCGAUGAUGAAGAUAACGCAAUGGGGAGCCUUAAUGACAGUACGCAGCAAUGGCUUCGUCUCUCUCGCCAACAAAAUAGCGCCCCUUCCCAAACAGUGGAAGACCCCGAUCAUCUUCCUCCCAUCGCCUCAGGAUAUAUUACAGACCUCGACGUUAUUAUCUCGAGUUAUGCAUCAUCCGAUGUUGCGGCUUCUAUUCGGGAUGAAAUAGCUUCCGCGGUGGAAAGUGCCCGACAAGCUAACGGCAGCGCUGACCCCACCGCCCAGCAAGGCUCUGGUGGCGUUCACAUGGUUGGAUACACGCGAGUUAGCCUACUCCGUCAAUUCAUUAUUCUCUCCAAACGAACAUGGAAAAAUCUGUAUCGCAACCCUAUGCUUAUGCUUACUCAUUAUGCCAUUGCAAUUUUGCUGGCAGUUCUCUCCGGCUACCUGUUCUAUGGACUCACAGAUGAUAUCAAAGGUUUCCAAAAUCGGCUGGGGCUUUUCUUCUUCCUGCUAGCGCUCUUCGGUUUUAGUACCCUGACCAGUCUCACGGUUUUCACGUCUGAACGACUGCUUUUCAUGCGAGAACGUGCCAAUGGUUAUUAUUCUCCGAUCACUUAUUUCGCAGCUAAAGUCGUGUUCGACAUUAUUCCAUUGAGGUUGAUUCCGCCGAUUAUCAUGGGAGUCAUAGUUUACCCGAUGGUGGGACUGAUUGCUGACUGGCCGGAAUUCCUCAAAUUCAUGCUCAUCCUCGUUUUAUUCAAUUUGGCCGCCGCUGGUAUUUGCCUAUUCAUCGGAAUCGUAUUCCGUGAUGGAGGGGUGGCGAAUUUGAUUGGAAGUUUGGUGAUGUUGUUCAGUCUCCUCUUUGCCGGGCUGCUUCUUAAUCACGAUGCGAUUCCCAAAGCAGCUCUGUGGCUACAAACUCUGUCCAUAUUCCAUUACGGAUUCGAAGCCUUGAUUGUGAAUGAGGUGACAUAUCUCACCCUUAUCGACCAUAAGUAUGGGCUUGAUAUCGAGGUUCCCGGAGCAUCCAUUCUUAGCGCUUUUGGCUUCGAUACCCUCGCGCUUUGGCGGGACGUCACUGGGCUGGCUGUUUUUUCGGGCGUUUUUAUCAUACUCGCGUAUGGAGCCAUGCACUUCUUGCUGGUUGAGAGGAGAUGAUUUCUAUACUCUCAUGCGUGGCCUCGCACGGCGGUAUAGGAUUUGGCCUUUUUAAAUUGCACAUGCAUAGAAUGGGGGAGUCCCACUCGAAUUACUUUUAACCCGAGGUAAGGCAGUUAUUGUCUUUCUUCAACCUGGAUUAAUCCAUCAACUUCUCAGCUGGCGUGUAUCUCUUUGUUUGAUAUGGAGUAUUGUGGGGUUUUCUCGUAUUGUUUGGUCAACUCAGUGUUAUUUUUAUGUGUGAUGUGCGAACAACAUUUUAAGUAUAAUUUUGUUUAUAUGUAGAUAAGAUAUCGUGACUCGGGCUACGGUUGAAAGAUGAUGAAGGCUAGCUUGUUUUAAAGUCAAGGGCCUUGAUCCCCUG